Molecule: messenger RNA, 559 nt
Organism: Nothobranchius furzeri (turquoise killifish)
Lineage: Eukaryota; Metazoa; Chordata; Actinopteri; Cyprinodontiformes; Nothobranchiidae
Gene: fabp7a
Product: fatty acid binding protein 7, brain, a
Biological process (GO): fatty acid transport
Cellular component (GO): cytosol; nucleus
Molecular function (GO): fatty acid binding
Source: RefSeq, a predicted model, not a curated record
UAGCAUGGUAUUAGUUUGAAGCUUCGGCAGGAUGCAGAGCUGUCUAAAGAGCAUUUGUGACAGCUUCAGGAGGACUGGCAACAUCUGCAAAAAUGGUUGAUGCUUUCUGUGCCACGUGGAAACUGAUCGACAGCCAGAACUUUGAUGAUUAUAUGAAGGCACUAGGUGUUGGUUUUGCCACGAGACAAGUGGGCAACAUAACCAAACCGACCAUAGUGAUCAGCCAAGAUGGAGACAAAGUGGUGGUGAAAACUCUGAGCACGUUCAGGAACACUGAGCUGUCUGCCAAGCUGGGAGAGGAGUUUGAUGAGACCACACCUGAUGACAGACAUGUAAAAUCCACCUUCACCAUGGAGGGAGAUAAAUUUGUGCAUGUGCAGAAGUGGGAUGGAAAAGAGACCAGAUUUGUCAGAGAAAUCAAGGAUGGAAAGAUGGUGAUGAUGUUGACCUUUGAAGGCGUGACAGCGGUUCGCACAUAUGAGAAGGCCUGAACCUGAUGAAUCUUCCUAGCAGGUGUUGGGUUUUUGCAAUAAAAUAAACAGAUAAUGAACUACUUUGA